Messenger RNA from Cebus imitator (Panamanian white-faced capuchin), 5114 nucleotides. It is a transcript of the gene ADAMTS13, whose product is annotated as ADAM metallopeptidase with thrombospondin type 1 motif 13. Gene Ontology annotation, biological process: proteolysis; extracellular matrix organization. The transcript has 29 exons. The coding region runs from base 633 to 4910 and encodes 1425 amino acids. Gene Ontology annotation, cellular component: extracellular matrix. NCBI's taxonomy places the organism in Eukaryota, Metazoa, Chordata, Mammalia, Primates, Cebidae. Gene Ontology annotation, molecular function: metalloendopeptidase activity. The record is from RefSeq and is a predicted model, not a curated record.
AAUACCCCUGCUGGUCAUCUGCUUACUGCAGCUGUGUGGGUGUGAGGCGUGCGAAGAGAGCCUUCCCGGAGGCGAAGGGGAUUGCCAGGCGGUUUGUGACAAUGAAUGCAGAGCUCCGGUGCCAUCAGCCCACUUCUGCGACUCUCCCCAUCAGGCGCAGGAACAGAGUAGGCGGAGAGUUGAGCCAGAACUGCGGUGCCUUUGGCACGGCCUCUCAUCUGUCAGGUGGGAGCGGGGACCCCGGGAGAGAGAGCCAGCUCGAGGUCCCAGCAUUCCUCCUGAACCCCUGUCUGCAGGUUUCUGGUCGUGUUCCGUCUCCUCCAGACUAGAUGGCUUAGCUGACCUCUAAGAAAGUGGGCAUGCACAUUCGGAGAGCUUUCUGGGGUACAAGACUGGGCUGCGGGGUACCCUGAACUGGGACCAUCUUAGAGCAAGGCCCAGGUUGCAGCAGGAAAAGUAACAGGCCGCCCACCCCAGCCAUAGCCCCUGCCCUGGCAGGAAGCUCCCAAGAGUAAACACUGCGUAAUGGUCCCGCCCAGCGAGCAGGCCUGUCCCAUCUCACAUCGACCAGAUUUCCAGCCACCAAGGCCACCUCUCAGUCUGCUCCACUCCGCAGGGUGGCUCUCCUGAGGAUGCGCCAGCAUCACUCCCGGGCGAGAUGCCCUCCCCUCUGUGUGGCCGGAAUCCUUGCCUGUGGCUUUCUUCUGGGCUGCUGGGGACCCUGGCAUUUCCAGCAGAGUUGUCUUCAGACUCUGGAGCCAGAGACUGUGUCCUCUUACACGAGCCCUGGUGCUCCCUUAAAAGGCCACCCUCCUUUGUCCGGCUCCCAGAGGCAGAGGCAGAGGCAGAGGCGGGCUGCAGGCGGUAUCCUACAUCUGGAGCUGCUGGUGGCCGCGGGCCCCGAUGUCUUCCAGGCUCACCAGGAGGACACGGAGCGCUACGUGCUCACCAACCUCAACAUCGGGGCAGAACUGCUGCGGGACCCAUCCCUGGGGGCUCAGUUCCGAGUACACCUGGUGAAGAUGGUCAUUCUGACCGAGCCUGAGGGUGCCCCCAAUAUCACAGCCAACCUCACCUCGUCCCUGCUGAGUGUAUGUGGGUGGAGCCAGACCAUCAACCCCAAGGAUGACAUGGAUCCUGGCCAUGCUGACCUGGUCCUCUAUAUCACCAGGUUUGACCUGGAGCUGCCUGAUGGUAACCGGCAGGUGCGGGGGGUCACCCAGCUGGGCGGUGCCUGCUCCCCAACCUGGAGCUGCCUCAUUACCGAGGACACCGGCUUCGACCUGGGAGUCACCAUUGCCCAUGAGAUUGGGCACAGCUUCGGCCUGGAGCACGACGGCGCACCCGGCAGCGGCUGCGGCCCCAGCGGACACGUGAUGGCUUCGGACGGCGCUGCGCCCCGCGCCGGCCUCGCCUGGUCCCCUUGCAGCCGCCGGCAGCUGCUGAGCCUGCUCAGCGCAGGACGGGCGCGCUGCGUGUGGGACCCACCGGGGCCUCAGCCAGGUUCUGCCGGACGCCCGCCCGAGGCGCAGCCUGGCCUCUACUACAGCGCCGACGAGCAGUGCCGCGUGGCCUUCGGCCCCAAGGCUGUCGCCUGCACCUUUGCCAGGGAGCACCUGGAUAUGUGCCAGGCCCUCUCCUGCCACACAGACCCGCUGGACCACAGCAGCUGCAGCCGCCUCCUCGUCCCUCUCCUGGAGGGGACAGAAUGUGGCGUGGAGAAGUGGUGCUCCAAGGGCCGUUGCCGCUCCCUGGUGGAGCUGACCCCCAUAGCAGCAGUGAAUGGGCACUGGUCUAGCUGGGGUCCCCCAAGUCCUUGCUCCCGAUCCUGCGGAGGAGGUGUGGUCACCAGAAGGCGGCAGUGCAGCAACCCCAGACCUGCCUUUGGGGGGCGUGCGUGUGUUGGUGCUGACCUCCAGGCCAAGAUGUGCAACACUCAGGCCUGCGAGAAGACCCAGCUGGAGUUCAUGUCAGAACAGUGCGCCAGGACCGAUGGCCAGCCACUGCACUCCUCCCCUGACGGCACCUCCUUCCACCACUGGGGCGCUGCCGUGCCACACAGCCAAGGGGAUGCUCUGUGCAGACACAUGUGCCGGGCCGUUGGCGAGAACUUCAUCAUGAAGCGUGGAGACAGCUUCCUGGAUGGGACCCGGUGUGUGCCAAGUGGCCCCCGGGAGGACGGGACCCUGAGCCUGUGCGUGUCAGGCAGCUGCAGGACGUUUGGCUGUGAUGGCAGGAUGGACUCCCAGCAGGUAUGGGACGCAUGCCACGUGUGUGGUGGGGACAACAGCACGUGCAGCCCCCGGAAGGGCUCUUUCACAGCUGGAAAAGCCGGAGAAUAUGUCACAUUUCUGACGGUUACCCCCAACCUGACCAGUGUCUACGUCGCCAACCACCGGCCCCUCUUCACACACUUGGCGGUGAGGAUCGGAGCACGCUACGUGGUGGCUGGGAAGUCGAGUAUCUCCCCUAGCACCACCUACCCCUCCCUCCUGGAGGAUGGCCGUGUCGAGUACCGAGUGGCCCUUACCGAAGACCGGUUGCCCCGCCUGGAGGAGAUCCGCAUCUGGGGACCCCUCCAGGAAGACGCUGAGAUCCAGGUUUAUAGACGGUACGGCGAGGAGUAUGGCAACCUCACCCGCCCAGACGUCACCUUCACCUAUUUCCAGCCUAAGCCACGGCAGGCCUGGGCGUGGGCCGCUGUGCGCGGGCCCUGCUCAGUGAGCUGUGGGGCAGGGCUGCGCUGGGUAAACUACAGCUGCCUGGACCAGACCAGGAUGGAGCGGGCGGAGACUGCCCAGUGCCGAGGGAGCCAGCAGCCACCAGCUUGGCCAGAGGCCUGCGUGCUCGAACCCUGCCCUCCGCACUGGGCAGUGGGAGACUUCGGCCCGUGCAGCGCCUCCUGUGGGGGUGGCCUGCGGGAGCGGUCAGUGCGCUGCGUGGAGGCCCACGGCAGCCUCCUGAAGACAUUGCCCCCAGCCUGGUGCCGAGCAGAGGCCCAGCAGCCAGCUGUGGUAGAAACUUGCAACCCCCAGCCCUGCCCUGCCAGGUGGGAGGUGUCAGAGCCCAGCCCACGCACAUCUGCCCGUGGAGCAGGCCUGGCCUUGCAGAAUGAGACCGAUAUGCCGGGGGCAGUUAGCCUGGAGGCUCCAGCGACUGUGGGGCCCGGCUCCAUAGACCAGAAGCUGCCUGCCCCUGAGCCCUGUACCAGGAUGACAUGCCCUCCAGGCUGGGGCCAUCUGGAUGCCGUCUCUGCAGGGGAGGAGGCUCUCUCCCCAUGGGGCAGUACCAGGACGUGGACUGGAGCUGCACCUGUGUGGACCCCUCUGGCGGGGCCGUGCUCCGUCUCCUGUGGGCGAGGCCUGAUGGAGCUGCGUUUCCUGUGCAUGGACUCUGCCCUCAGGGUGCCUGCCCAGGAGGAGCUGUGUGGCCUGGCAAGCAAGCCUGGGAGCAGGUGGGAGGUCUGCCAGGCUAUCCCGUGCCCUGCUCGAUGGCGGUACAAGCUGGCGGCCUGCAGCGUGAGCUGUGGGGGAGGGGUCGUGCAGAGGAUCCUGUAUUGUGCCCGGGCCCAUGGGGAGGACGAUGAUGAAGAGAUCCUGUUGGACACCCAGUGCCAGGGACUGCCUCGCCCAGAACCCCAGGAGGCCUGCAGCCUGGAGCCCUGCCCACCUAGGUGGAAAGUCAUGUCCCUUGGCCCAUGCUCAGCCAGCUGUGGCCUUGGCACUGCUAGACGCUCGGUGGCCUGUGUGCAGCUCGACCAAGCCCAGGACGUGGAGGUGGACGAGGCGGCCUGUGCGGCUCUGGUGCGGCCCCAGGCCAGCGUCCCCUGUCUCAGUGCUGAUUGUACCUACCGCUGGCAUGUCGAAGCCUGGACGGAGUGCUCUGUUUCCUGUGGGGACGGCAUUCAGCGCCGGCGUAACAUCUGCCUGGGACCCCAGGCCCAGGCGCCUGUGCCCACAGCCUUCUGCCAGCACUUGCCCAAGCCGGUGACUGUGCGUGGCUGCUGGGCUGGGCCCUGUGCGGGACAGUGGACGCCCAGCCUGGCGCCCCACGAAGAAGCCACUGCUCCAGGACGGACCACAGCCACCCCUGUUGGUGCUUCUCUCGAGUGGUCCCAGGCCCAGGCCCUGCCCUUCUCCCCGGCUCCCCAGCCUUGGCGGCUCCUGCCCGGGCACCAGAAAAGCCCAGCGCAGUCCAGUGCCUGUGGCAGGCAGCUCCUUGAGCCGACAGGAACCAUUGACAUGCGAGGCCCAGGGCAGGCAGACUGUGCAGUGGCCAUUGGGCGGCCCCUUGGGGAGGUGGUGACCCUCCGCGUCCUUGAGAGCUCUCUCAACUGCAGCGCGGGGGAGAUGUUGCUGCUUUGGGGCCGGCUUACCUGGAGGAAGAUGUGCAGGAAGCUGUUGGGCGUGACGUUCAGCUCCAAGACCAACACGCUGGUGGUGAGGCAGCGCUGCAGGCGGCUGGGAGGCGGCGUGCUGCUGCGGUACGGGAGCCAGCCUGCCCCGGAAACCUUCUACAGAGAAUGUGACAUGCAGCUCUUUGGGCCUUGGGGUGAAAUCGUGAGCCCCUCACCGAGUCCAGCCACGAGGAAUGCAGGGGGCUGCCGGCUCUUCAUCAAUGUGGCUCCACAUGCCCGGAUUGCCAUCCGUGCCCUGGCCACUGACAUGGGCACUGGGACCGAGGGAGCCAAUCACAGCUACAUCUCGAUCCGGGACAUCCACAGCUUGAGGACCACAACAUUCCGUGGGCAGCAGGUGCUCUACUGGGAGUCAGAGAGCAGCCAGGCUGAGAUGGAGUUCAGCGAGGGCUUCCUGAAGGCAAAGGCCAGCCUGCGGGGCCAGUACUGGACUCUCCAAUCUUGGGUGCCAGAGCAGGACCCUCAGUCCUGGAAGGGAAAGGAAGGAACCUGACGGUCGUUGAACAUCUGUUACGUGUCUGGCCAGCCCUGGAGGGUUGACCUCUGGUCUCAGUGCUUUCCAAUUCUAACUUUCUCCAAUCUUAGAGAUCUACUUGAGAGUCCUCUCCAAUGUCCAAAAGGCUAGAGGGUUGGAGGUGGGGACUUUGGAAAGGCAGCCCCCAUUUCCUCGGGUACCAAUAAAUAAAACAUGCAGCCU